Molecule: messenger RNA, 1028 nt
Organism: Eruca vesicaria subsp. sativa (arugula)
Lineage: Eukaryota; Viridiplantae; Streptophyta; Magnoliopsida; Brassicales; Brassicaceae
Source: the annotation of a GenBank genome assembly
CAAAAACUUAUCUGUUUAAAGAAGAAGACGGAACAUCAGACGUAGAAGCAACCGAAAACAAAAAAAAAUGAUGGACGUAGAAAGGAUGGAGAAAAAAUUUAACGAAGAUCUCGAGAAUUUAAAGAAGAAGAUAGAAGAAGACCUGAAGGAAAUCACGAGGAAAAAUAAUAAAGAGCUCAAGAAAGUAAGGAAGGAGCAUAAUAAAGAGCUUAAGAAAAUAAGGAAGGAGCAUAAUGAAGAUCUAAAGAAUCUAAUCACCGAGAACAAUGAAAUGGUGAGGGUAGUGAUGAUGGACAAUGAUAAAAAGCUUGAGGAGAAGCGUUGUGAGCUCGAAGAAUUAGAGGAUGUGAACUCGGCACUCAUCAUAAAGGAACGUCAAAGCACUGAUGAGUUGCAAGAAGCACGCACAGAAUUGAUUAGGGGAAUGAGAGAUUUAUCGUGUGAAGGAUCUAUGAUCAGAGUUAAGAGGAUGGGAGAAAUUGAUGAGAAACCUUUCCUGAAAGUAUGCAAGCAGAGAUUCAGAGGCGAAAACGUUGAGCUUCAAUACGCCAUGCUUUGCUCCAAAUGGCAGAAAGCCCUUAAAGACUCAGCAUGGUACCCAUUUAAACGCGUGGGAGCUGGAGAAAAGAUGAAGGAAGUUGUGGAUGAUGACGAUGAGGAACUUAAGAAAUUGAAUGAAGAGUGGGGAGAAGAUAUAAAGACCGCAGUUAAGACAGCACUCGAGGAGCUCAACGAGUUCAACCCAAGUGGUCGGUGUUCAGUUCCUGUACUGUGGAAUUUUGAACACGGGAGAAAAGCCACACUCAAAGAAGGUAUUGCUCACAUGAGUCAGCAGAUCAAAAAUCUCAAACGCAAACGAACCUAAUUAAAAGGGAGAUGGAUGAUCAAUGAAAGAUGGAAAAUAGGUUGUUACCUGUUUUUUGUAACUUGCUAGUCACUAGUCAGUGUUUCUCGUUUUGUAUUUUAAAAUCUAAACCCGUUGGAAUGUACUCUUUUGAAACUCUAUAUUGGUAUUAACUAAAUUUCUA